AUGCCUGACUACGCUCUCCUUGCCAUUCCAGCCUUCACCUUCCUGGCUGUGGUUCCUCACGCCUACGCACUCUCGACCGUCAAGAAGCACACUCAAUGGUCGAAUGCCAACGGUAGAGGCGAGAGCAACAUUCAGCACGUGAAGAAGACCCUGCCUCCUGCCGUCUUUGCAACCUACGAACGUGCCGAAGCUGCACACAAGAACAGCAUGGAGAGUUUGCCCUUGUUCAUCGCUGCAACUCUGUCUGGUGUCUUUGCCGAGAAGCUCACAAGGACCGAUGUUGGCAAUGCUCAGUUCGCUGCCAUAUUCUUGGGCAUCCGAAUUCUUUACACUCUUCUCUACAUCAACACCUCGUCAGAACAAGCCAGUCACGCUCGUUCCAUGACUUGGACUGCAGGUUUGGCUUUGUGCUUCUACCAGAUCUACAAGGCAGCCGUCGCUCUUGCCUAA
Aureobasidium namibiae CBS 147.97 is the source of this 450-nucleotide messenger RNA. RefSeq lists its product as uncharacterized. The transcript has 3 exons. Bases 1 to 450 code for a protein of 149 amino acids. Lineage: Eukaryota; Fungi; Ascomycota; Dothideomycetes; Dothideales; Saccotheciaceae. Gene Ontology annotation, cellular component: membrane. The record is from RefSeq and is a predicted model, not a curated record.